This is a messenger RNA of Ctenocephalides felis (cat flea), 242 nucleotides long. Its product is annotated as 39S ribosomal protein L33, mitochondrial-like. The record is from RefSeq and is a predicted model, not a curated record. NCBI's taxonomy places the organism in Eukaryota, Metazoa, Arthropoda, Insecta, Siphonaptera, Pulicidae. Gene Ontology annotation, cellular component: mitochondrion. The transcript has 3 exons. Bases 13 to 207 code for a protein of 64 amino acids. Gene Ontology annotation, biological process: translation.
GCGAUAUUUAAAAUGUUUUUAACGAACGUUUUAUUAAAAAGGGCUAAGAGCAAAUCUGUUAUGGUACUCAUGGAAAGUGUAGUUACAGGUCAUAAAUUUGUUUGGAUAAGGGAAAGACUCGCUGACAAACUAGAAAUGUUAAGAAUAGAUCCUUACAUAAAACAAGAAUGCAUAUAUAAAGAAAUUAAAAAAGUGAGAAGUGUAUAAAUCUAUCAUAAAUAUAGUUUGAUCGUAAUGUAAAU